UGUGUAGUUGUGAAUUUCAUUCCCAUCAUACAAUUCGUGCAGUGGCAGUUAUGGCUGACAACGGUUAAAUAUUUUCAAGUCAAUUUCGUCGAUACGGGAGCUCGGAGUCGACCUUUUUUGUAGGUAUCUCCUUCAUAAUAUGAACAACUAAAACAAGAUGGAUAAUUACAUAAAGAAGAAACAGAUCGGUGAGGGAUCCUUCGGCAAAGCUUUGCUGGUGAAGAGCAAAGCAGAUGGCAAGGAGUAUGUUAUCAAAGAAAUCAACAUUUCCAAGAUGAAAAGGAAAGAAAAAGAGGAAUCCAAGAAAGAAGUUGCUGUUUUGAGGAAAAUGAAGCAUCCCAACAUUGUAUCUUAUGCAGAGUCAUUUGAAGAGAGAGGAAACCUGUACAUUGUGAUGGACUACUGCGAUGGAGGGGAUCUCUACCAGGCCAUCAAUAGACGAAAAGGUGUCUUGUUUCCUGAAGAUGAAAUCAUGGAUUGGUUUGUUCAGAUCUGUCUUGCUCUCAAGCAUGUUCAUGACAGGAAGAUCCUUCAUAGAGAUAUCAAGUCACAGAAUAUUUUUCUGACAAGGAAAGGCAUCGUUAAAAUGGGUGACUUUGGCAUUGCAAGAGUUCUAAAUAACACAAUGGAGUUGGCUAGGACAUGUAUAGGCACGCCAUAUUAUCUCUCUCCUGAGAUGUGUGAAAACAAACCAUACAAUAACAAGAGUGACAUAUGGGCCCUUGGCUGUGUGCUGUACGAGACUCUUACUCUGAAGCAUGCUUUUGAAGCAGGGAACAUGAAGAACCUAGUACUGAAGAUUAUACGUGGGUCCUACCCUCCUGUGUCACCGCGCUACAGCUAUGAGGUCAGGAAUCUGGUGGCUCAACUAUUCAAGAGAAGCGCUAGGGACAGACCUUCAAUCAACUCAGUUUUGAAGAAGCCCUUUGUACAAAAGAGGAUAGAGAAGUUCUUAACUGAUGCACAAGUGAGUGAUGAGUUCAGUCACACUAUCCUGCAUCGCAAUGCUCGCCCAGCUGCUAGAGGUGUAGGAGCUCCAGUAUUCCAGAAGCCUAUCCCAAGACCAAUCAGUGCAGCUGCAGCCAAGAAGCCACCUAUACCUAAAGCCAUUAGUAAUCCUGCAGCCAAAUAUGGACCCUCGAUGGCUGUUAAGAGGCCCCCAAGUGCUGGGAUCAGGAAAUCUGUAGAGGACAAGAAAGAUAGUGUAGCAAAGGAAUUGGAACAGAGGAAAAGAGAAUUGAAAGAGAGGGAAAAUGAGAGGCGACACAAGGAAAGACAAGUAAGACAACAGCGGGAAGAGCUGAAUGACAAACAAAGAAUGGCCAAUAUGAAGAAGGCUCGUGAAGCAGGGUGGAAGAACACCCUUCUCAGCAGCAGCAGUGGUAGCAGCAAUGGAGGAGGGGGGUAUGGAGGCGGCGGAGGAGGGGCUGCUGAAAGUGAGUAUGAAGAGCCUCCCAAGAAAGAAGCAAAGUACGAUAGCCUACACCAAGGGGCCAAACCAGAGCGUGGUAACUAUGACCACUAUCACCAGUACCUCAGCAACCUCCGCCAACAGGCCAACGGAGCCGAGGCGGGCCAGGGAGGGGCCGCCAUGUUCAAGGAGGAUAGGUCUAAGAGGCAGCAGGAGGAGGCUGCCCUCAGGAGGCAGAUAAGGGAGAGGCCAGUGUCUGCUAGUGCUGCCAACGCUGCAAAGAGGGCAGAGAAUGCAAGGCAUGCUGGUGUAGAAGCAGCUGAGAGAGCCAAGAUGGUCAAUGAUUUCUUGCUCAGAAAGAGAGAAGCAGCAGCUUACAAAGCCAGGGCAGCCGUUCAACUAGGCUGGGGAGCCCAGCCGGUAGCAGGAGCUGGAGAUGCUCGUAAUGAACCUCUGCUACCGUAUGGUGGCCAGAAGAAGGGAGCGGACAAGGAUGAACAGGCAUAUUUAGACCAGCUGAAGGCCAUCAGAAUGCAGAACUACCAGGAGAGAUUGAAUGUCAGGAAUAAGCUCAAAGAUGAUGAUCCACAGAUCUCUGCAGAAGAAAGAAGAAAAAAGAUUGAAGCACUAAAGGCCCAAGCCAACCAGCGAGCAGCAAAGCUGAAAGAACAGCUAGAAAAGCAGAGAAGAGACGCUUAUGAGAAAGAGAAGAGGGCUUGGGAUGAUCAUCUUUCCAAGAAGCGAGUCACAGAUAAACCUGCUCCCAGCAGACCUAUCCAAGGACCUGCAGCACCAGUUAUGCCCCUUACCGCAGUGCUAAGAGAUGUAGGCGUGGACAUCACACAACCAGAGCAGGAAAUGCCUCUUAAAAAGGGAGAAAACAGGGUACCGGUUAUACCGCCAGCAGAAGAAAACCAGGGCCCUGCUGCCCCCCGUAAGCAUUGGGGAGGUGGAGCUACCAAGGCAGCAGUCUUGGCUAACAUGCCUCUAGAAGUCACAGCAUCCAACAUGGAAGCCACCAAUGCAGGUGACAUGUUAAUGCCCAAGUCAUCCGUUGCCGCACCGAGUGUAGAAGCCAACAGAAAGAAGUGGGGUGCUCCGGGUAAUACCGUAGUCAACGCUCUGCAGAUGGCAGAGAUCAAAGCAGGAACCAUGACCAUAGCAGCAGGUGCAGUGGAUGCUAAAGGAGAAACCCAGCUAUUGAAAGGGCCUGCAAUGUACGACAGAGGCAGCCCAAUGGGCGUGACAGUCAUCAAGGAACAACCAAUGAGCCCUAGGGAAAAGAUCCCCAUCGUCAAGGACAACAUGUGUGUCGUAGAUGGGAAGCAGUCAGGUGACAGCAAAGAAGCAGCUGAUCUUGAAACCAUUGAUGCCGAGAAUAAGGAAGAUGCCGCCAAACAGACUCCUCCCUCUCCCUCUAGACCAGCUUGGAAAGCAGCAUCAUCAUCAUCACCUAGCAACCAAACACAAAUAGACUCUGCACCCAAAAUGCAAGGCUCUCCUAACCAGAAGGAUCAACUGCCUACUUCAACUACAAAGGACAGCCCUAAAUCAAACUCUACCCCUCCAAGGCCCACCCCUGAUGCUGAGGCCCCUCCUACAACUGACAAAGCCACGCCUCCCAAGAGUCCAAGGCCCAGUACCUCACCCCCGUCAGUGAAAACCUCCCCUCCUUCAGCCAACUCACCAUCAUCGUCACCGCUAGCAAAGAGCCCAGCAAAGACUGAUGAGGAGAAGGAAGAAGAGAAAAUCUCCCAGGAAAAGAAAGAUGCUGAUGCUGUUCAACUAGAUGAAGAAGAUGAGGAUAACCAAGACAUUAAAGAAAAGUCUGCCAAGAAGAAAAUGAUUGCCGGCCUGUCAACGGGUUUCUUUGAUACAGCACCAAAGCUGUUGAGGACGUGUUCUGAUCCGGACCUUAGACAGCUGUUCCGUACUACCCUUGCCCUCAAUCCAUUCUUUGAGGCGGAUCAGAAACGUGUCGCUCAGAGUGUUGACACUGCCCUCAAUGACCAGCAUGAUGACGACGAUGAUGACGAUGAUUUGGCGAUCGAUGAUGACGAGGAUGAUGAUGAUGAUGAAGAGAGUGAUGAGCUUAUUCGACAACUCCAGAACCUGACAGCUAAGAAUGAGGAGGAUGAAGAGGAGGAGGAAGAGAAGGAGGAGGACGACGAAAAUGAAGAAGAUGGAGUGGAAGAAGAUGUAGAUGAAGAUGAGGAAGAAUACCAGAGUCUUGUUGAGUCGAUGAGAAGUGUACUGGAAGCAAGAGAUGCUUCAGACUCACCUAAGAUGAGACGGAAGAAAGAUGAAGAAGAAGAGAAGAGUCCUGGAGGAGCAUCUAAUGGAUCCUCCCCAUCAUCACCAUCAGGGAGCAAAGACGAUGAAGAUGAGGAGGAGGAUGAGGAUGAUAAGGAGAAUUCUGGCCAGAGCAAGCCAAUUAAUGAGGACUGGGACUCAGGUGAAGGAAGUGAAGGUGAAGAGAGCGGGAUGUCCGCUGAGGAGAGAGAAAGCGUCUACAGUCGUUUAGAAGAGUCUAGACUACAGCUAGAGAAGGAGCUUGGAUGCGACACAUUCCUCAAAGCAUACAAGUCAAUACAGGCAAUGCAUGAAGAUGAAGAUGAGAACAUUGAGGAAGGAACUAAGCGUGUGAGCACCAUCCUCGGAGAGGGCAAAGGUCAAGUAUAUACCAAGAUCCUCCAGCUUGUCAUGGCUGACGGAGCAUACACUGAAGAUCAUGAUUAACUCCUCACGAUUGAGAUGCAACUACUCCAAAAUAAGUGCAUAUAAUGAUGAAUGAAGAUGAGAAAGCAAGAAAAUAGCAGAGAAAAAGACUCCUGGAAAGAAAUUGUAAAGGAAACCACUAUCAGGUGACCUUGUAAAUCUUGUUAAUGGACAAAACUGUCAGGUGACAUGAUACCAUUGUCAGGUGACCAUGUACAGGGAAUGGAUGUCAGGUGACAUUGUGCCGAUGUCAAGUUACCAUGUAAAGGGAGUGAGUGUCAGGUGACUUUGUACUAAUUGUCAGGUGAUGCACAUGUAAGGUUCCAUAUUGAAGUUGGUUCAUUUGAUCAUGC
Molecule: messenger RNA, 4482 nt
Organism: Strongylocentrotus purpuratus (purple sea urchin)
Lineage: Eukaryota; Metazoa; Echinodermata; Echinoidea; Camarodonta; Strongylocentrotidae
Gene: nek1
Product: serine/threonine-protein kinase Nek1
Exons: 38
Coding region: 158-4150 (1330 amino acids)
Biological process (GO): protein phosphorylation
Molecular function (GO): protein kinase activity; ATP binding
Source: RefSeq, a predicted model, not a curated record